Molecule: messenger RNA, 3178 nt
Organism: Diceros bicornis minor
Lineage: Eukaryota; Metazoa; Chordata; Mammalia; Perissodactyla; Rhinocerotidae
Gene: RBBP8
Product: RB binding protein 8, endonuclease
Exons: 19
Coding region: 162-2864 (900 amino acids)
Biological process (GO): double-strand break repair via homologous recombination; DNA double-strand break processing involved in repair via single-strand annealing
Cellular component (GO): site of double-strand break
Molecular function (GO): flap-structured DNA binding; double-stranded DNA binding; single-stranded DNA binding
Source: RefSeq, a predicted model, not a curated record
GCGCCCAGCCCCCUCCCUACCCCGCGCAUGCGCCGUCGUGCUGUCCGCCGUCGGAGCGUGUUGGUAUUUCAGCUGUCCAAAGACAACUUCAUACCUGUAUAAUGUAACAGAAAAGGUCAGAAAACAUUAGGCAACUAGAAGUGUGGAGCGUCUUAAUCAAGAUGAACGUCUCUGGGAGCAGUUGUGGAAGCCCUAGUUCUGCAGAUAUAUCUAAUGACUUUAAGGAUCUUUGGACAAAACUAAAGGAGUAUCAUGAUAAAGAAGUACAAGGUUUACAAGUAAAAGUAACCAAACUGAAAAAGGAACGAAUUUUAGAUGCACAAAGACUAGAAGAAUUCUUCACCAAAAAUCAACAGCUGAGAGAGCAACAGAAAGUCCUUCAUGAAACUAUUAAAGUUUUAGAAGAUCGAUUACGAGCAGGAUUAUGUGAUCGCUGUGCAGUAACUGAAGAACAUAUGCGGAAAAAACAGCAGGAGUUUGAAAAUAUCCGGCAACAGAAUCUUAAACUUAUCACAGAGCUUAUGAAUGAAAAGAAUACUCUACAGGAAGAAAAUAAAAAGCUUUCUGAACAGCUGCAGCAGAAAAUUGAGAAUGAUCAACAGCAUCAAGUAACUGAGCUUGAAUCUGAGGAAAAUGUUAUUCCAGAUUCCCCAAUAACAGCCUUUUCAUUUUCUGGCAUUAAUCGACUGCGAAGAAAGGAGAACCUCCAUGUCCGAUACGUAGAACAAACACAUGCUAAACUGGAGCACCCCGUGUGUACAGACGAAUUGAGGAAAGUUCCAAAAUCUUCAACUCAUCUACAACAUAAGCCUAACGAAAAUGAAAUUCUGGUGGCUGAGACUUGUGAUCAAAGUCAAUUUCCAAUGGCUAAAACACAUGGAAAAAGCAGUUACCCCACUGAUAAGUCAUCUUUUAAUUUAGCUACAGUUGUUGCGGAAACACUUGGACUUAGUGUUCAAGAAGAAUCUGAAUCUCAAGGCCCCAUGAGCCCUCUUGGUGAUGAGCUCUACCACUGUCUGGAAGGAGAUCACAAGAAACAACCUUUUGAGGAAUCUACAAGAAAUAGUGAAGAUAGUUUAAGAUUUCCGGAUUCUAGUUCAAAGACUCUUCCUCCAGAAGAAUUGCCUACUCGGGUAUCAUCUCCUGUAUUUGGAGCUACGUCUAAUGUGAAAAGUAGUUUAGGUUUGAAUACAAGUUUGUCCCCUUGUCUUUUAGAGACUGGGAAAAAAAAUCAUCUGAAAACAGCACCUUUCAGCAACACUUCUAAUUCUAGAUCAGAGAAAACUAGAUCAAAAUCUGAAGAUAGUGCUCUUUUCACACAUCAUAAUCUUGAGUCUGAAGUGAACAAGAUCAUUAGCCAGUCAUCUUCUAAUAAGCAGAUGCUUAUAAAUAAAAAUAUAAGUGAAUCCAUACGUGAACAGGAUAGUAUUGAUCACAUUAAAGAUGCUAUUACUGAUAAAGAUAAACAUGUGAUGCCCCUGAAAUCACUGGGAGGCAGAACAUCCAAAAGGAAGAAAAUUGAGGAAGAAAGUGAAGAUGAAGUAAGCUGCCCCCAAGCCUCUUUUGAUAAAGAAAAUGCUUUUCCUUUUACACUGGCUAGUCAUUCUUCCAUGAAUGGAGACUAUGUGAUGGAUAAACCUCUAGAUCUGUCUGAUCGGUUUUCAGCUGUUCCGCGUCAAGAGAAAAGCCAAGGAAGUGAGAUCUCUAAAAUCAGAUUUAGGCAGGUGACUAUCUCUGAGGCUUUGAAGCCCGUUCCAAAAGGCUCUUCCUCAAGCCACAAGGCCUUAAGUGGGAGCUGUACAUUAAUCAAAAAUUCCCUAGAGGAGCCCUAUUUACAGGAAUGUGUCCUCCAGUCCUUGAGUAAAUCCUCUCCAGAUAAUAAAACACCAUUACAAAUAAAGGAAGAAAAUCCUGUUUUUAAAAUCCCUCUACGUCCACGUGAAAGUUUCGAGACAGAGAAUCUUUUUGAUGACAUGAAGGGUGCUGGUUCUCAUGAGCCGAUAAAAAGAAAAACCAGGUCAGUCCAUGGAGCAUGUGAACUUGCAUCAGUUCUUCAAUUAAAUCCAUGUAGAAUUGCUAAAACAAAGUCUCUACAAAACAGCCAAGAUGUAUCUUUUGAAAAUAUCCAAUGGAGUAUAGAUCCAGGAGCAGACCUUUCUCAGUAUAAAAUGGAUAUUACUGUAAUCGAUACAAAGGAUGGCAGUCAGUCAAGAUUAGCAGGAGGAGAGACAGUGGACAUGGACUGUACAUUGGUUAGUGAAACUGUGCUUUUAAAAAUGAAGAAGCAGGAGCAGAAGGGAGAAAAAAGUCCAAAUGGAGAAAGAAGAAUGAAUGAUAGCUUGGAAGAUAUGUUUGAUCGGACGACACAUGAAGAGUAUGAAUCCUGUUUGGCAGAUAGUGUCCCCCAAGCAGCAAAUGAAGAGGAGGAAUUGUCAGCUGCCACAAAGAAACCAAACACUCAUGGUGAUAAACAAGAUAAAGUCAAACAGAAAGCGUUUGUGGAGCCAUAUGUUCAAGAUGGUGCAAGAGAGACUAGCUUACAAAAUUUUCCUCAUAUUGAGAGGGUUCGGAAAAAAGAAGAGAGAAGAAAAUUGCUUGGACACACAUGUAAGGAAUGUGAAAUUUAUUAUGCAGAUAUUCCAGCAGAAGAAAGAGAAAAGAAGUUGGCUUCCUGCUCAAGACACCGAUUUCGCUACAUUCCACCUAACACACCAGAGAAUUUCUGGGAAGUUGGUUUUCCUUCCACUCAGACUUGUAUGGAAAGAGGUUACAUUAAGGAAGAUCUUGAUCCUUGUCCUCGUCCAAAAAGACGGCAGCCUUACAAUGCAAUGUUUUCACCUAAAGGCAAGGAGCAGAAGACAUAGGUGUUGAAGCAAAAACAGGAUAGAGCACAAUUUUUUUUUCUUUUUAGUUAUUUAUAGUUAAAGUUGUUAUUAAACAUUGAUUUUUUUUUUGAUCUUCUGUAAACUGAUUUAUAAGUCAUUUUUCUACUGAAAAUAUUUUUAAAUGGCAUUUACCCACCAUACAAACAACUAUUUAAAAUGUGGAUAAGUGUACGUUGUAUUUUCUUGCUUUUGCACCUUUAAAACAAUAAGGUGGUUUCAUUUUGCACUCUAACUUAAGAGCUGUUUAUUUACUUUAUUUGGUAAUACCUAAUUACAAUUUUGAAAAUACGGUA